GCGCAGGUGGUGGUGCUACAGGGGGAGGGGGGCGGCCGCGCGCGCGCGUGAGAGAGAGAGAGAGAGAGAGAGAGAGAGAGAGAGAGAGAGAGAGAGAGAGAGAGAGAGUCCUUUGGGGACAUCAGUAAAAAUCGGAACGGUACAGGGAAGAGUACCAUGGCCGCUGCGAAUGGAUAGCUGUGGAAACGUUUUUCCCUCGAAUCAAUGGGAUGUGUCAUGGACCGUGGAGUUCGAGACUUUUGGGUGGCGCUGCAAUUUGGGUGUGCACCAGGCAUUACUUGAUGAGACUGAUAAUGAAGAUUGCGCCACCCGUCGGUCUUUUCCCUCAACCUCCUCCUCUCUUCUUCUGCUCGUGAUAGGAUGGACGGACGCGCGAAUCGGCUGCUUAUCGGCUGCUUAUAUAGUCGCGAGCUGCAAGACAGCAACGCAUCUAUUCUUGUUCUGCAAAGACAGGCUCCUUGGGAGUCUCUAGGGGCAUACUCUCACUGACAUGGUCGUCAACGUGUCGAUAUCGUCCCUCGGUGAGAGGAUUUCCUAAGUCACCACACACACUGAGGCACCCCCCCGCGCGCGCGCGCACACACACGCACACACGCACACACGCACACACGCACACACGCACACACACACACACACACACACACACAGAGAGAGAGAGAGAGAGAGAGAGAGAGGUGCUUGAGAGAGAGAGAGAGAGAGAGAGAGAGAGAGAGAGAGAGAGAGAGAGAGAGAGGAGGUGCUUGUUCGCGUGGCGAAUGCCUGCCGUCGUUACGCUGGUGAACGUGGAUUGCGAGGAGAUGAUGAGUCGAGCUGACGGUUGGAAAGUGGGAUUGUCAAACAGGGCUUAGACGCGCCUGGAUCUCUACAAGAAGCGUGAAGCACCAAUCGAUUACUAGCUCGUUGAUCGCCGCAGUAACGGUUUUGAACAGCCUUCAGGCGGGUUGUUUUAUGUGACACGUGCGCUUAUGCUGGUGUGAGGGAGGGAGAUCAAAGUACGCAGUUUCCCUAUUCUCUUCUCUUCUCAGACUCAGAGAGAAGUAGCGAAAGUCUUGACUUUUGCUUGUCGACUGCAACGACAAAGAUGAACGCGGGACUGCGGGUCGUUUCGGAUCGUUCACGGAGCAAGAGCAGGAAGGGGACGGGGACCUUCUCUGGCUAUGGCGGCAGAAUAGAAGAAGAUCGUUGCUCGGAGAACCAGGUUGGGCGCGAUGAAUGUGCCGAUGAGAGGAAUUGCGUAGCGUCGAGCUCCUCGUCGUCGCUUUUAAGUUUUGCCCAGCGACCAGACACGUGGCAGUACAUGCUUGCGCAGCUGCCUCUUGCAGACUUAGGAAAGAAUGCUGUGCUGGCGCAGCUCUCCUUGGGCAUCCUUGUGAAUAUCCACAUCAUCCUCACCGUAGCUGUCCUAUCUGCCGAGGUGGGGGCAGGUAAACAAAUGCCCCAGCUUUGUCGGACGAUCGCAGAAGGAGCGCCAUUUGACAAUCCAUGCCUUCCUUUCUGGCGCUGGAUGGUCAUGGAACGCGCACCAGGUGCUGUUCUGCUUCGUGAGUUCUGGAACCACGAAACGCACUUGGUUCAAGUGUGGAAGGGCCUGCUGGACAAGAUGAAUCAGGAGUUACUCGGCUUGGCACAAAAGCCUUGGCGAGACCUUCUUCAAAGGUAAUGAACAAGGCAUCGUGGCCAUCCUGCCCCUUGCACAUUACCACUCACGAGACCUUGCCACAUGUUGUAGACAGUGAGGGCACGUCAUUGGGUAGAAGUCAGCAAGUGAGGGCCAGUGCCCACUGGGCUUUGUCUAGUCCUUUGUUAGGAAAUCUGACGGCGUCCUUUGGGACAUCCAUUAAAAUUGGAACGAUACAGAGAAGAUUAGCAUGAAAAAAAAAAGGAAAUCUGACGGUCACUGUCAUAUCAUCAAACAGCUUCAGAUAACCUACGCAUAGACCUGGCUCAGUGGGGCGUGCCCCUGUUGCAUACCGUAUAGGUGCAGACCAGAACAAGAACCGACCCUUCAAUACAAAGUAUAAGAUAGCACAGCGGAAGACUUAGAUACCAAUGAUCCGAACAAUCAAUAUUGCAAUGCAGC
This is a messenger RNA of Chara braunii, 2080 nucleotides long. Lineage: Eukaryota; Viridiplantae; Streptophyta; Charophyceae; Charales; Characeae. The record is from the annotation of a GenBank genome assembly.